Messenger RNA from Marasmius oreades (fairy-ring Marasmius), 2031 nucleotides. RefSeq lists its product as uncharacterized. The transcript has 4 exons. Lineage: Eukaryota; Fungi; Basidiomycota; Agaricomycetes; Agaricales; Marasmiaceae. Bases 1 to 2031 code for a protein of 676 amino acids. The record is from RefSeq and is a predicted model, not a curated record.
AUGGCCGGUCCAUCAGGCGCCCCAUCGCAGACCAAGUUUCGUAGUCCAGGUUCUCGUUCGGUCUCUGAAUCGAGCAACGACGACACCGACUGGGUAGACAUCACUCACGCCGACUUACCUAUUAAGCUUGACGACCCAAUCUGGCGUAAUCAUCCUUCCCUCUCACUCAACACAUCAGUCGCCGUCGUCAACGACCGCACCGACAAUAGGUCGAUUUCUGAAUCUCUAACGCUCACCCUUCGACCUGAUUCAUCAGAACCUCCUUAUAAUCAUCCCCAGCACGUCCGUUCGCGGCUUUCGUUAGGAGUUUGGAAGAACUUUUCUAAAGUAUCACUACAGAGCCCUCAAUCCCUCUCUCACCGUUUCUCCAAGGCUUUACGUCGAAAUUCGACAAAGGGCGACACACAUUCUGUUCUUGACGAUUUUCCGGUUCCACCAUCACACCUUCCAACUCCAGUUACACCUCUUUCUGCAGGGCAGCCCGUUUCUUACGUGUGGCCCUCUAAGAAGACUUCAGCGAAUAACUGCAAUACCAAGGCAUUGAAGCACGACGCAAAACAGCCAGCCGUUUCUCAUCCCAUAAAGUUGACUGCCAAUCCCCUGAAGACAUUGGCAAAAGUAUUCUCCUUCAACUCCCGACAUCAUACUCAAACAGAAGUUCCUGUGACCUCUGUUGUGCCUCAAGAUCCGCCUACUCAACGCGAAGUUAUUGAGAUUUUAGAGCCCCUUCCAGAAGCACCAGACGAAGAAACGCCAAUUGAGGUCAAUUCCGAGGCACCCUUAAAUCCUACUAAUUCCAUUUCAUACGAAUUCGUCGAUCCUCGUCAACUUUGCCCUGAACCGUCCCCUUUAAUUGGGGCAGAGCUUUUUAACACAACCUAUACCACGUCCGCACGUUCCUCAUUCAUUCCACCGUCGCCAUCUUGGUUGAGUCGCAACGUUCCUCAGGUUGUGAUUCCAGAUAGUGCUAGCCAGGCGACUCCCCUUGGUGAAACAGCAGGACCUAUCACCCCACCCUCACCUGCACCGUUGCCCAUUCCUCCUCGCAUCUUCAUCUCUUCCUGUUCAUCACCCACCAACACCCCUCCUCUAUCACCUUUGGAGGUUACUGAUUGUUGGCUGAAACAUCUUGAUACUGUCGCUCAAAGUCGAUACUCACGUAUCUCGAACAUCUCCAAUCUAUCCCGAAAGACAUCCGCGGCUUCCAUCCACGGUCUAUUUUCCUCAACAGACGACCGAUCUGAUAGCAAGAACACAAUCCUCACACCGGUCCUUCUCCUUUCUUCCCCUAGUGUUGAGAAAACCUCUUCUUCAUCCCGCUCUUCCGGCUUUGGUUUCGCAUCAUCCGAAUUUCUGCAAACACCAUCAUUCGAGACAUCCUCUACCAAUUUCGGCAGUCCACGAGGCACCCUCGAGGCGACUUCUCAUCCAUCAACCAGCACACAACACGUGCGCUCUAGCGAUCUCAUAAAUUUACUCUCAGUCCUCUGCGAACAAGCCCGAAUUACUAUGGAAGAACACGGAGGAAACGAUCUGUGGGGAAAGCGGACCGAUGUGGUCGAUUUUGGAGGCGAGGUAGAUUACAGUGGUAUGCAGUGGUUCAAAGAGCCUCCCCCGGAGAAGCCUCAGCCCCCGCCACAACAACAACAACAGGCGUACGAUCCUGAACCUGCUGUCGUAAAACAAAAUGAACAUUAUGGCUACGCUCUGAGCGCUGCAGCAAACGUGCUUUAUGGUCGAUGGAAACAGUACGGGCAGCUCGGAGUUUUAGGUUGGUGUUCGGAGUUCGGCGAACUUAUCGAUAGCUUGAAAGAGCUCGGAAUGCAAGGGAACAUGUUUCUUGAAACUCGACGGAAAGCCUUGGAAGCUUGCAGAGACAUUUUAAAACUCAAGAUGGAUAUCAAGAUGCAGAUCGUCGUUAUGUAUCUCAGCGCUCAGAUUCAGAGGCUGAGAAGGUUUUUGGACCCGGACACCAUGUAUGAUGAUUAUCCGGAACCUGCAUUCCCCUUAGACCCAUACCAGGGCCGGUAG